AUGCAGGAAAACUCAUGCAAAUUCAUCCAAAACCCACUUCUGAGGCACAUGUUCUCCACUCCUUCCCUACUUUUUAGACAUCUCACAUUAGAGGUGAAAAAGUGCAGGGAGGAGCUAGUGUCCAAGGAGUCAGAGCUGGAGCGUCUGAGGAAGGAUGUCGGUGUUAAGACUUCUCAGAUCAGCUGUAUGGAGGAGAGCCUGCAGCACAUAAAGAGCCAACUCAUCAGCAAGAAUGACAUUGUUAUGGAUCUGGAGAAGGCGCUUAAUCGUAGUGAGGCAGAUCGGCGCAGCUGUUCUCAGAAAGUCGAAAUCUUAGAGGGGCAGCUGCAGAUGGUGCAGAACGAGUUGGCUGACACUCUGAAGCAACUACAGGAACUCAAGGAUGUUUUACAGAAAACCCAAAAGGUUUCAGAUGAGCGGCAAGCCUCGGUGGAAAAACUGACUGUCCAGCUGAGGGAGACCCAAAGGGAGCUGGAGGAGAGAACUCACGAGGUUUUAGACAUGGACAACGCCCUGAGGGAAAGACAGGGGGAGCUCCAACAGAGAGCAAAGCUGCUUGGCCAACUGGACGUGGCCAUCAAAGAGCACAAGCAGGAGCUGGAGAGGAAGGUGGAGUCUCUGCAGCAGAGCCUGGAAGCCAGAGAGAGAGAGCUGAGGGACGCACAGAGGGAGCUCACUGACAGAAACAUGAAGGAGUCUCAGGAGCUGUUUGCAUGUCAGCAGAAACUUCAGAAAGUUCUCAAAGAGCUUGAAGAAACUCAAGGUCACUGUGAGGGUCUGAGCAGAGAGCUGGAUGCCUCCAAGCUGCAGACCAAAGAGACGGAGGCCCAGCUGUGUGCCAUAGAGGAGGAGCUGACUCUGAAGGAGGCGCGCUGGCUGCAGUCGGAGGCCAGGCUUCAGGGCAUGGUCACCGGCUUAGAGCAGGAGCUGGAGCUGGAGAGGGAGCAGCAUAGCAAAGAGCUGGAGUCUCUUCAGGAGACUCGAGGCCAGCUCCUCAAAGUCUCGGAGCAGAUCUCCUCCACAAUGCGCUCCUCCCAGGAACAGCUCACUGUUAAACUUCAGCAGAGCCAGACCCAGCUCGAAGAAGUCAGCGUCCGCUUUGAUCAGACCAAAGCCCAGCUGGACCAAACUAAGACGGAGCUUGAGCACGCCUGGAAGCGAGCUACUCACCUCCAAUCACAGUUAGACCAGAGCCAGACACAGCACCUUCAGAGCCAGACUCAGCUGGAACAGAGCAGGACUCUUUACGAGCAAACUAGAGCCCAGAACAGUCGUCUGCAGGCACAGCUGGAGCAUCUCACUGCUGUGCUAAAUCAAACCAGAGUCGAGGCUGCCCAGCUCCAGAGUCAGCUCCAUGCCUCCGAGAAGUCCGUGGAGACCUCCAGUGAUUCCCUCCUCAUCAAGGAGUCUGAGGUGGCUCGUCUCCAGGCCAGGAUCUCCAGUUUGGGACGAGCUGCAGACCGACAACAUCUGUACAAUCACAGCACCUCUCUCUCUUCUCUGCACAAAGUCACAGACUCUCCCCAGCUCUGCCUCUCUGCUCCUUCCCCUGCAUCCUCCCCCAAAAAGCUUCAGACGACUAUCAGCUCUCCUCCUCAUGCCCAUUCCACACACCUAAGCUCCCCAACACAUGCGCAGACGUGUUUAUCACCCUCUGCUCGCUCAAACCUUAAACCCACCUCGGCUCUUCAUCUCUCGGAGAGCCGACAAACGUGUGACUGGCUGCAGAGCAGCAGUAUUGACUCCUCCUUGGACCUCCCUGAGAGCGUAAAAGCCACACUGAGAGAGGCUUUGAGUAAGCAACCAUGGGAGUCUUUGUCACACUCAGUUUCCUCUUUACCAGACACAGUGGACCACAGCUGGCAGGGCCUCAGUGCCUCAGAUGCCACAGUAAUCUCUGAUAACUCCUUCAACCCGCUUACUUACAUGGUGGACAGAGAAAGUGACAGAAAUCCAGAUGUGGAAGGCAUCGUGAUGGAGAGGGAUGAAGGCAAGCUGCUCAGUGAUUCGAGGAGGGAGUCUGUGAGCACUCUGGUGGGUCAGGAGGAACAGGCUGAUAUGAGUUCACUGACAGGCAUGCUGAAGUUUGUCAAUCAGACACUGGCCAUGCAGGAAGAUCCUUCUUUAUGGAGAUCCAUAAACCUACCACAUACAUGACACCGCCUCAGGUUAAAACACUCAUUUAACGGUGAGUUAGUUGGUCAUUUACACUCACCAACAUGCACAGUUCCUGCAAAAUUUCACUUCUUUUUUUGCAUCAUUUGCUCGGUUUUGCUCGAUGGGUUCAAGGGGUGGUGCGGGCAGCAAAAACAAACGGCCUCCCAGCUGUCGUCACAUUUAAAUUUAAAUGUCACUGAGCCCUGAUUGGUUCACAUCACACUUUUUACCAAGCGACCAAAGACCACUGAAAAGCCGUGAUGAAAUGAAACCUGUGUCCCUGAAUUAUCUGCUCUGUUACAGGAAAUUAAAUUUUAUUCAGGACAACAUCACUAUUACUAACAGGUCAUCAAAGGUCAUGAAACAUAGACACUGAAGGAGGCUUUAUAGAGAGAAGGUGCUAAUGAUGGAUGUUAAUUUGUGUUUUUAGAGGGACGUCAGAGAG
This is a messenger RNA of Pundamilia nyererei, 2602 nucleotides long. Its product is annotated as coiled-coil domain-containing protein 18-like. Lineage: Eukaryota; Metazoa; Chordata; Actinopteri; Cichliformes; Cichlidae. The coding region runs from base 1 to 2157 and encodes 718 amino acids. The record is from RefSeq and is a predicted model, not a curated record. The transcript has 9 exons.